Alternaria rosae is the source of this 682-nucleotide messenger RNA. RefSeq lists its product as uncharacterized. Lineage: Eukaryota; Fungi; Ascomycota; Dothideomycetes; Pleosporales; Pleosporaceae. The coding region runs from base 168 to 626 and encodes 152 amino acids. The record is from RefSeq and is a predicted model, not a curated record. The transcript has 3 exons.
UACCAGCACACAACGCUUUGAUUCCAUCUGAGAAGGGGGAAGGUCGUGCCAAAGUUGGUGUAUAAGAGGGAUGACAUCCUCACUCUAAUCGAAGCACAACAUCAAGCAUCACUUUCAAUACAUCAGCUCAUCAACAACCACACAAUCAUCAUAUACCGAUAUUCAUCAUGCGUUUCUCCCAAAUCGCCACUCUUCUUUCCGUUGCCGCUGCGGCCAGCGCCCAGUACACCUACAACAUUACUCAAGCUGAGAAAGCGGGUAACAUGGAGAAGUACAAGUGCUUGGACAACAAGAAGCUCAGCAAAUGGAUGCCCAAGUGCCUUCACCAGUGCCAGGAGAAGGCCAACCAUGCUGACGGCUGUGCGCCCGAUGAUUUUACUUGCCAUUGCAUCAACUACAGCGUCUACUCCGCCGCGAUCGAGCCCUGUGCCUUCCCUGCCGCCCUCGGCGGUAAGGGCACUUGCUCGUUUGAGGAGCUCGGCAAGGCACGCCCUAUCGUUCAGGACAUGUGCAACUUCUUCAACGCCACUCUGUACGAAGACUACGAGGAGUGUGACAUAGAAUUGAGCGAGGAGAAGACGUACCUGAUCCUCGCUGACGAGGAAUUCGGAGAGGUUACUUACUAGGUGUGAAGGAGUAAGGCUUGCAGUAAUAGACGGUGGUAUUAGACUUAGGAUUGAAC